This is a messenger RNA of Mandrillus leucophaeus (drill), 2383 nucleotides long. It is a transcript of the gene PRIM2, whose product is annotated as primase, DNA, polypeptide 2 (58kDa). The record is from RefSeq and is a predicted model, not a curated record. Gene Ontology annotation, biological process: DNA replication, synthesis of primer. Gene Ontology annotation, cellular component: alpha DNA polymerase:primase complex. Lineage: Eukaryota; Metazoa; Chordata; Mammalia; Primates; Cercopithecidae. Bases 176 to 1705 code for a protein of 509 amino acids. The transcript is spliced from 14 exons.
AAACCUAACCUGAGCACUUCACGCCCUCACCGGUGUCCGGCCCAGCUUGGGUCGACCCUUCCCCAUUCAGGACUUGGGGCAGGCAAAAAGCCGAACUCUCGGCCAGACUGGGGCCGCAGCGCCGCCCCCGCUCCAUCCCUCUUUCCCGCCCACCUGGCAAUUCCAGGUGACCAAGAUGGAGUUUUCCAAAAGAAAGUUGAGGACGCCGAGGUUGGCAGGUGACCAGAGGAAUGCUUCCUACCCUCAUUGCCUUCAGUUUUACUUGCAGCCACCUUCUGAAAACAUAUCUUUAAUAGAAUUUGAAAACUUGGCUAUUGAUAGAGUUAAAUUGUUAAAAUCGGUUGAAAAUCUUGGAGUGAGCUAUGUGAAAGGAACUGAACAAUACCAGAGUAAGUUGGAGGGUGAGCUUCGAAAGCUCAAGUUUUCCUACAGAGAAAACUUAGAAGAUGAAUAUGAACCGCGAAGAAGAGAUCAUAUUUCUCAUUUUAUUUUGCGGCUUGCUUAUUGCCAGUCUGAAGAACUUAGACGCUGGUUCAUUCAACAAGAAAUGGAUCUCCUUCGAUUUAGAUUCAGCAUUUUACCCAAGGAUAAAAUUCAGGAUUUCUUAAAGGAUAGCCAAUUGCAGUUUGAGGCUAUAAGUGAUGAAGAGAAGACUCUUCGAGAACAGGAGAUUAUUGCCUCAUCACCAAAUUCGAGUGGAUCUAAGGUGGUGUUGGAGUCCAUUUAUAAGAUCCCUUUUGCUGAUGCUCUGGAUUUGUUUCGAGGAAGGAAAGUCUAUUUGGAAGAUGGCUUUGCUUACGUACCACUUAAGGACAUUGUGGCAAUCAUCCUGAAUGAAUUUAGAGCCAAACUGUCCAAGGCUUUGGCAUUAACAGCCAGGUCCUUGCCUGCUGUGCAGUCUGAUGAAAGACUUCAGCCGCUGCUCAACCACCUCAGUCAUUCCUACACUGGCCAAGAUUACAGUACCCAGGGAAAUGUUGGGAAGAUUUCUUUAGAUCAGAUUGAUUCGCUUUCUACCAAAUCCUUCCCACCUUGCAUGCGUCAGUUACAUAAAGCCUUGCGGGAAAAUCACCAUCUUCGUCAUGGAGGCCGAAUGCAGUAUGGCCUAUUUCUGAAAGGCAUUGGUUUAACUUUGGAACAGGCAUUGCAGUUCUGGAAGCAAGAAUUUAUCAAAGGAAAGAUGGAUCCAGACAAGUUUGAUAAAGGUUACUCUUACAACAUCCGUCAUAGCUUUGGAAAGGAAGGCAAGAGGACAGACUAUACACCUUUCAGUUGCUUGAAGAUUAUUCUAUCCAAUCCACCAAGCCAAGGGGAUUAUCAUGGGUGCCCAUUCCGUCACAGUGAUCCAGAGCUGCUGAAGCAAAAGUUGCAGUCAUACAAGAUCUCUCCUGGAGGGAUAAGCCAGAUUUUGGAUUUAGCAAAGGGGACACAUUACCAGGUAGCCUGUCAAAAAUACUUUGAGAUGAUACACAAUGUGGAUGAUUGUGGCUUUUCUUUGAAUCAUCCUAAUCAGUUCUUUUGUGAGAGCCAACGUAUUCUAAAUGGUGGUAAAGACAUAAAGAAGGAGCCUAUCCAACCAGAAACUCCUCAACCCAAACCAAGUAUCCAGAAAGCCAAGGAUGCAUCAUCUGCUCUGGCCUCUUUAAAUUCCUCUCUGGAAAUGGAUAUGGAAGGACUGGAAGAUUACUUUAGUGAAGAUUCUUAGGCAGUUUUGUAACCCUUUAUCCUCAAUAGCCUUCAUUUUGUUUUUAAGAUUUUGCUUUUGUUGUUGUUGAAAAAGGGUUUCACUCUGUCACCCAGGCUGUAGUGCAGUGACACAAUUACAGCUGAUUGUAGCCUCGACCUUCCCAGCUCAAGUGAUCCUCCUGCCUCAGCCUCCCAAGUAGUUGGGACCACAGGUGUGCAUGCCAUACCCAGAUAAUUUUUUUAAAAAAUUUUUGUGGAGGUGGGGGUCUCCCUAUGUUGCCCAGGCAGAUCUCAAACUCCUGGGCUCAAGUGAUCCUCACACCUCAGCCUCCCAAAGUGCUGGGAUUACAAGUGUGAGCCACUGUGCCUGACCUUUCUUUUUUUUAACCUUUUUAUUUAACUUCUCUCUUCACUGCAUCCCAGUCCAUCUACAGAAAGCAGGUUUGAGGUAAAAACAAAGACCUUCACUAUAUUUUGCUUUGACAAAAGGAAAGAGGAAGAAUUUAUAUUAAAAUCUAUCACUUGAGUGAUGUCAUUUAAGUCCUGUUUUAGGAGAUAAAAAUAGCUUUUGGGACUGGUUAAAGUCCCCCAGAAACUAUAAUACAGUUAAGAACAACUUUUGUUUUAACUCUUAUCACUUUGUAAUUUUGACUCAAUCCUUUUCUGGACCAUUUUUGUUAAUAAAUAUCAAAGUGUA